UCCGUGCGUGCCGUCUUCUUCUAUUGCGGCCGCACGGACUGUGUAUUUGUAUAUCGGCGAUCAGGUGACCCGGCACUACAUGCCCCAAGGUGCAUUGCGGGUCACGUGACUCGCACGAAACCGAAAGUUUUAAUUUCAUCUUAUUCUUAUACUAUAUAAUGCUUGUUUUUUAUAUAUUUAUAUAUACAUAUCAUCCUAUGUUUAUGGAUAUCUAUAAUUUAUAUUAUUUUUCAUCUUUUGCAUGUAUAUUCUUUAUUUACAUUUUGUAUCAUUUUAAUUGGUUGAUCAAUUUUUUGGCGCCAAUUUUAAAUGUUUGUAUUAGCUAUAUAUACUCCUAAUGUGCCAGGUAUCUCUACUAUUCCAAUUUGAUAAAGCCUCCACGGCGAAACGCGUUAUUGGUUUUAAUAUAUUGUACUAAUAAAUAAUUUUAUAAUUAUUAUUACUUUUAACCUCAUUUAUUGUUCCUGGCAUAUCCUAAGGUGGGGAUUAUACCACCCACGCGAAUAUCAGAGUGCAGAUUGACCUGCACUCUACUUGUGAGUAUAUUUUAUUUACUUUUUAUCCUUUUUACGAACCAUCUUAUCAGAGAGCACUAUUGGCCGUUUUUAUUUUCUUUCCCUGAGAAUUUGGACACCAGGACGCUCCAGGAGGAAAAGCACCCCUACAAGCGGAGGGUUAUCCGCCGUAUGCCCAUCAUACCUGAGCUGGUCCUAGCUCAUGGCAAUGUGAGUGUGUAAUUUAUAUUUUAUUCAAAUAUUACUUAUUUAUACACUCUGCACAAUUGGCUCUCUCCCAUUGUGUCUUUCAUAUCGUGAGACGGACGACCACUGCUAAGGAAGACACCAUACCAAUUGAAACACCACCUACCAUUGGGACUCUCUUAUUAGAACAUUUUAUUAUUUGGACUUAUUUUUAUUUUCUUGGCGCAGCCUUAUUCUCUGUUUUUGUAUAUAUUCCCACUGUAGAGGGUUAGAGGGUGACCCUCUAUAAGGCCGCUGACUUUAUUUUUGUAUAUAGUUAUUAUUAGCGCUAACCUUUCUUUCCUCUCUUCUUGUACCUUAUCCAUAUCCCUCUGGUUUUAGCUGCUUUUAAUAUGUCUAUUUUUGAAUACAGAAGUAAUUACUCUAUUGAUAUAGAUAAUGUUUUUUCACACCAACCUACUAGUCCUAUAUAUGUAAGGCCUCCUACAUUCACCCAGCAAGAAUUGUUCAUCAAAUUAGAAAAGGCCCUAACAACAGAAAUUAAAUUAAAAUGGGAAAUUGCUACAUUUAAAAAAUAUAUAGAUGAACGUAUAACACCUCGUGGCCUGAGACUUAUGAAAUUACCCACUUCACACCAAGAUGACAUUGAAUUUAUGAACGAAUGGAAUAACAAAUUAGAAACUUGUACAUUUGGCCUUAUGGAUACACUAAUUAAGAAAAAAAGUAAAAAAUUAUCUAAUUUGGAUAGAGAAAUUAAUGACCUUAGAGAGAAACUUAUGCCUUUUACAGAAAGUAAUGUGUACCAACAAAAUUCAGUUCUAAUCCAAAGUAAAAUCGAAAAAAUAGAAACAGACACUAAGCACAUUAAAGUUAAAAAGUACAUCAGAGAUAAGCAAGACUAUGCAAACCGACAGGUUAGAACAUAUCAUCUAAACAAAAGAUAUAUGGUUGAUAACCCACAUACCAAUACAAGAACAGAGUCUCACCAAUACCAACCAGCUACUACACACAAUACACGGUACGCAUCUUCAUACAUUAAUAAAAAUCACUCCUCUAUUCCUCCCAAACCCUUUCACCACUCUCCAUACCGACCUAAACCUCACUAUAGAAAACAGAAUUCCCACUAUGCUCCUUUGCCUUAUCACCGUCCAUCAUCAUACACAUCACGUAAGAUUCCAUACAAAACAUCAAAUUAUCCGGAUUCCUCUAAUCGUUAUUACAAUUCUCACAUCCCUGACAAUCAAUCACAUUCACCUAAAUAUCAGCGAUCCAACACUUUUUACAAAAACCACUCUGAUACCCCUAUUACACACACCAACAGAUAUCAACUAUUGUCCAUCGACUCCGAAAUAGAUAAUGAUGAUCAUUUUUUAGAGAUUCAAACACAUCCCAACACUUUUAUCAACACACCUUAUCCCACAAGAGCGGCAAAAAAAAGAACUUUAAGCCAAGAGGAAAACGGAGUGGUAGAAGAGAACAAAAAAGAGAGACUAGAAAGAUAAAAAAUACCCUUAAAGAAUCAGAUGUUGGCAUUUUUAACUUAUCCAAUAAAGUUUUAAGUGCAGCACAGAUUUCUGUUUUAAGUAAAGGAUUAAAGUAUGCACCAACGAACUCAUUUAAACCAUUUGAAGCUUUUUUAGAUGUAAAUAAGUUUGUACGCAAGGCUACACUAAAAAGAUUUUUUACAGCACAAACCUCAGAAAUUAAUCCUUCCUCUUCUUGUUCCCCUAUAUCUACUGAUCAGUCUGUUUUUAUCAAUACAAAUCUCAGACCAAAAUCUACAUUUUACCCAUAUCAUUUUAAAUCAGCCCCUUUGGUUAUGUUUGAGAAAUCUGUUUUGAAAGAUUUUAAUAAAAUCAAAUUUAAUAAAUAUGAUCCCCAAAAUUUGAAUAUAUGGGAAAAAAAAGCCAUUAAACAACUCCAAGAGGAUAAAGAAAUAGUGAUUAAACCGGCCGAUAAGGGUGGAGGUCUUGUCAUACAGUCUACUGACAUGUAUAUUAAAGAAGCCUACAAUCAAUUAAAUGAUAUUAAUGUAUAUGAGAAACUAAACAAAGAUCCCACCUCUAAUAUACAGCAGAAACUUGUCACUUUUUUACAGAAAGGUUUAAAUGAUAAUAUUUUGAACAAAAAAGAAUUCGAUUAUUUAUUUAUUAAGAACCCUAAAAUUCCGGUGAUUUAUUUUCUGCCCAAAAUACAUAAAGAUGCUAAACACCCUCCAGGGAGACCGAUAGUAUCAGGGAUAAACUCUCCUUUGUGUAAUUUAUCUCAGUAUAUAGAUAUCUUACUUCAACCAUCAGUUAAACGAAUGAGGUCCUACUUAAAGGACUCUAUGUCAUUACUGAAUUUUUUUAAAGGAUUUGUAUGGAAGUCAGAAUUUAUACUUGUUUCCUGUGACGUUACGUCCCUGUAUACUAUUAUUCCACAUCAACUUGGAUACAAUGCAGUUAAAACUAUUUUAUUAAAUGAAAAUAUAAUUCCAGCUGCCCAGAUAGAUUUUAUUGUUGAUGGUAUUAAUAUUAUUUUAAAUAACAAUUAUUUUUGGUUUUAUGAUUCUUUUUACCUCCAAAAAAGAGGGACAGCUAUGGGGACUAGGUUUGCUCCCAGCUAUGCCAACCUUUUUAUGGCGGAUUGGGAAACAUCCGCUAUUUGGGGACGGCAUGCCUGGGAGCACAACUUAGUCUCCUAUUUUAGGUAUAUUGAUGAUCUGUUUUUUAUAUGGAAGGGUUCAGAAGAUUGUUUGAAUUCUUUUAUAUCACACCUUAAUUCUAAUAACAAAGGUAUUAUUCUGACUUGUGAAUAUAGUACUAAUUCAAUUAACUUUUUAGAUUUAAACAUUUUUAUUCAAGAUGGCAAAAUACAUACAAAAACUUUUUUUAAGAAAGUAUGUACCAAUACUGCAAUUGAUCAGACAAGUUGCCAUUACAAACCAUGGCUUGAAAGCGCUCCGAAAAGCCAAUUUUUAAGAAUACGUCGUAAUUGUUCCCAAAUAAAUGAUUUUAAUGAACAAUCUUUGGUUUUAAAAAAACAAUUUAUUGAAAAAAAUUACUCUUGCACUUUUCUUGAUAGCACUAUAGACACAGUCAGAAACAAACCUAGAGAAAGUCUUUUAACGUAUAAAGAUAAAAAUACCUCAGAAACCCCCACCCUUCCCAUUAUUUUUAAUUAUAAUAAUAAAAGUGGUUUUAUUAAAAAAACUAUUAAAAAACAUUGGCAUCUUUUAAGACAGGAUGAUCUACUCAAAGAAAUUUUACCUGCACAGCCAAAAAUUGUUUUUAGAGGGGCACCUAAUUUUAGAUCAAUUUUAACUAAUAACUAUACCAAAGUGACCAAAAAUAUUCAAAAUACGUUUUUAGAUGGGGCAAAAGGUUUUUAUAAAUGUAAACGUUGCACUGUAUGUAAAAACACAGAUCAGACAACCAAAUCUAAAAUCACUAACUUUAAAUCCAACCAAACAAAUAAAAGUUAUAAGAUAAGAGAUUUUAUUGGUUGUAACACUACCAACGUCAUCUACCUAUUGGAGUGCCCUUGCGGCCUCCAAUACGUAGGUAUGACCACCAGGUGUCUUAAGACACGACUGGCAGAACACUGUAGGAACAUAAGAAAUGGAUUCCUAAACCACUCAGUAUCUAAACAUUUUAUUAAUCAUAAUCAAGAUCCUAAAUUUCUUAAAGUCCUAGGUAUUCAGAAGUGCCAAAUACCCUGGAGAGGUGCCAACAUUAAAAACAUCCUUGGUAGAUCAGAGAUGGAAUGGAUAUAUAAUUUACAAACUCUUACUCCCCAAGGUCUUAAUGUGGAUUUUGAUUUAUUCAAUUUUUUAUAAUCUUUUACCUUUUAAUUAUUAUUUUCCAUUUUAUCUUUUGGUUUAAUAUAUAUUUUUAUUUUAUUUUAUUUUUACUUUUACUUACAUUGCUAUUAUUGAUUUAUUAUUUUAUGCCCCUCCUAAUUGAUUUGUAUCCACUUUUUAUAUGUUUAUUUUAUACAUAUUUUAUAUAUUUUAAUAUGCUUGUUCUAAUUACAUACUGAUUUGUUUUAUAUCUUAUUACCUCCUAUUAUAUGUUAUCUUUUAUUUAUAUGCCUGUUCCAAUUACACCUUAUCACUUUCUACUAUAUGUUAUCCUCGAAUUUUAUUCAAUUUGUUGUUCAAAACUACACUCCCCAGUGUUCCUCGCGGUUAUGGUCAUGUGGCCCGCGGGUAUUAUUGAUUCAUGACGCCGCGGGUCACGUGACAAGGUCCGAACCCGCCCUCCUCUUCCCCAGUCCGUGCGUGCCGUCUUCUUCUAUUGCGGCCGCACGGACUGUGUAUUUGUAUAUCGGCGAUCAGGUGACCCGGCACUACAUGCCCCAAGGUGCAUUGCGGGUCACGUGACUCGCACGAAACCGAAAGUUUUAAUUUCAUCUUAUUCUUAUACUAUAUAAUGCUUGUUUUUUAUAUAUUUAUAUAUACAUAUCAUCCUAUGUUUAUGGAUAUCUAUAAUUUAUAUUAUUUUUCAUCUUUUGCAUGUAUAUUCUUUAUUUACAUUUUGUAUCAUUUUAAUUGGUUGAUCAAUUUUUUGGCGCCAAUUUUAAAUGUUUGUAUUAGCUAUAUAUACUCCUAAUGUGCCAGGUAUCUCUACUAUUCCAAUUUGAUAAAGCCUCCACGGCGAAACGCGUUAUUGGUUUUAAUAUAUUGUACUAAUAAAUAAUUUUAUAAUUAUUAUUACUUUUAACCUCAUUUAUUGUUCCUGGCAUAUCCUAAGGUGGGGAUUAUACCACCCACGCGAAUAUCAGAGUGCAGAUUGACCUGCACUCUACUUGUGAGUAUAUUUUAUUUACUUUUUAUCCUUUUUACGAACCAUCUUAUCAGAGAGCACUAUUGGCUGUUUUUAUUUUCUUUCCCUGAGAAUUUGGACACCAGGACGCUCCAGGAGGAAAAGCACCCCUACAAGCGGAGGGUUAUCCGCCGUAUGCCCAUCAUACCUGAGCUGGUCCUAGCUCAUGGCAAUGUAAGUGUGUAAUUUAUAUUUUAUUCAAAUAUUACUUAUUUAUACACUCUGCACAAUUGGCUCUCUCCCAUUGUGUCUUUCAUAUCGUGAGACGGACGACCACUGCUAAGGAAGACACCAUACCAAUUGAAACACCACCUACCAUUGGGACUCUCUUAUUAGAACAUUUUAUUAUUUGGACUUAUUUUUAUUUUUUUGGUGCAGCCUUAUUCUCUGUUUUUGUAUAUAUUCCCACUGUAGAGGGUUAGAGGGUGACCCUCUAUAAGGCCGCUGCCUUUAUUUUUGUAUAUAGUUAUUAUUAGCGCUAACCUUUCUUUCCUCUCUUCUUGCUGUUAGUGUGCUGUUUGUGUGUGUGUGCUGUGUGUGUGUGAGGGUGCUCUUAGUGUGCUGUAUGUGAGGGUGCUGUGUGUUUGUAAGGGUGCUGUUAGUGUACUGUGUGUGUGAGGGUGCUGUGUGUGUGUGGGUGCUGUGUGUUUGAGGGUGCUGUAUAUGUGUGGGUGUUGUGUGUGUCUGAGUGCUAUUUGUGUGCUGUAUGUGUGUCGGUGCUGUGUGUGUGUGUCUGGGUGCUGUUUGUGUGCUGUAUGUGUGUGGGUUCUGUGUGUGUGUGUGUAUGUGUGCUGUAUGUGUGAGGGUGCUGUAUGUGUGUGAGUGUGCUGUGUGUGUGUGUUUGUGAGGGUGCUGUUAGUGUGCUGUGUGUGUGUGGGUGCUGUAUGUGUGUGGGUGCUGUGUGUGUGUGUGUGUGCUGUAUGUCUGGGUGAUUGUGGGGGUGGAGGCAAAUUAGUUAAUAGCCCCCUUCCCUUCUUACCUUAUGUAGGGAGGGGGGACCAUGCUGCUGCCAUCCCUGGUGGUCCAGUGAAGAAAAGGGCUAGAGUUCACUCUCACGAGAGGAACCCGGCGGAGCUGCUGGCUAGAGCUCCCACGGGUCCUCUCCUGCUUCCCUCCAUGCUGCUCUGGGCUGGUGAGGGAGAUCUUUGAUCUCCCCACCGGCCCAUGGAGGCUGAGAGCAGAGCCAGCGCUCGGAUAGUGCCGGCUCUGCAUGAGCCGACAGGGGAGAUUCUGAGAUCUCCCCUGCUGGUCUCAAUCCAUUUGUGUGCUGCUGGGAUUAGGGUGUGCCCAGGCACAGCCGGCACACCCUGUGCACACGCCUAUGAUAAAAUUAAAAAAAAUGUGAGAAAAUAAGAUUUUUUUUUAAAUUUGUAUUUACGUCUGACAUUUUAGCUGUGAAUGUCAUAAUACUGCAAAAAAAUGCACAUAUUUGUAAUCAGCGAUAUCUCACGAGUACAACAGGGCCCCCCAUUAACAGGUUUUAUGGUGUUUUAGAAAGUUACAGGGUCAAAUAUAGAACGUUCCAUUUUCACAUUGAAAUUUGCCAGAUUAGUAAUUUUACCUUUGAGACGGUGUGGUAGCCCAGGAAUGAGAAUUACCCCCAUAAUGGCAUACCAUUUGAAAAAGGAGAUAACCCAAGGUAUUGAAAGUGGGGUAUGUUUAGCCUUUUUUAGUAGCCACUUAGUCACAAACACUGGCCAAAGUUAGCGUUCAUAUUUGUUUUUCUGUGAAUAAAGCAAAAAACUAAUAUUUGGCCAGUGUUUGUGACUAAGUGGCUACUCAGAAAGACUGGACAUACCCCACUUGCAAUACCUUGGGUUGUCUACUUUUGCAAAUGGUAUGCCAUCAUGGGGGUAAUUCUCAUUCCUAGAAACAUAGAAACAUAGAAUGUGACGGCAGAUAAGAACCAUUCGGCCCAUCUAGUCUGCCCAAUUUUCUAAAUACUUUCAUUAGUCCCUAGCCUUAUCUUAUAGUUAGGAUAGCCUUAUGCCUAUCCCACGCAUGCUUAAACUCCUUUACUGUGUUAACCUCUACCACUUCAGCUGGAAGGCUAUUCCAUGCAUCCACUACCCUCUCAGUAAAGUAAUACUUCCUGAUAUUAUUUUUAAACCUUUGUCCCUCUAAUUUAAGACUAUGUCCUCUUGUUGUGGUAGUUUUUCUUCUUUUAAAUAUAGUCUCCUCCUUUACUGUGUUGAUUCCCUUUAUAUAUUUAAAUGUUUCUAUCAUAUCCCCCUGUCUCGUCUUUCCUCCAAGCUAUACAUGUUAAGAUCCUUUAACCUUUCCUGGUAAGUUUUAUCCCGCAAUCCAUGAACCAGUUUAGUGGCCCUUCUCUGAACCCUCUCUAAGGUAUCAAUAUCCUUCUGAAGAGACGGUCUCCAGUACUGUGUACAAUACUCCAAGUGAGGUCUCACCAGUGUUCUGUACAAUGGCAUGAACACUUCCCUCUUUCUACUGCUAAUACCUCUCCCUAUACAAUCAAGCAUUCUGCUAUCAUUUCCUGCUGCUCUAUUACAUUGUCUGCCUACCUUUAAGUCAUCAGAAAUAAUCACCCCUAAAUCCCUUUCCUCAUAUGUUGAGGUUAGGACUCUAUCAAAUAUUCUGUACUCUGCCCUUGGGUUUUUACGUCCAAGAUGCAUUAUCUUGCACUUAUCCACAUUAAAUGUCAGUUGCCACAAUUCUGACCAUUUUUCUAGUUUACCUAAAUCAUUUGUCAUUUGGUUUAUCCCUCCUGGAACAUCAACCCUGUUACAUAUCUUAGUAUCAUCAACAAAAAGACAUACCUUACCAUCAAGACCUUCUGCAAUAUCACUAAUACAAAUAUUAAAGAGAAUGGGUCCAAGUACAGAUCCCUGAUAACCAAUCUGGCAAAUUUCAAUGUCAAAAAAUGAAAUGCAAGCCUUAUAUGUGACUCUCUAACUUUCCAAAACACCAUAAAACCUGUACACGGGGGGUACUGUUAUUCUCGGGAGACUUCACUAAACACAAAUAUUAGUGUUUUAAAACAGUAAAACAUAUUACAACAAUAAUAUAGUCCAUAAAAGUGCUGUUUGUUUGUAAAAAAUGAAAAAAACUUCACUUUUACUUAAAAUAUCAUCAUUGUAAUACAAUUUACCAGUUUGAAACACUAAUAUUUGAGUUCAGCGAAGUCUCCCGAGUAAAACAGUACCGCCUAUGUACAAGUUUUAUGGUUUGGAGAGUUACAGGGUCAAAUAUAGUGCUUGCGAAUUAAAUUCUCUGCACUUUCUCCCUGUGUUGUCAGGCAUGCCAAUCAAAUUUUAUUUAAUCAAAUCACAUAAUUAUGUUAAACGAUUACUUAAAUAUACACGUAGAAUUUUAAUAUAUAUGCAUUUAUAGGUAUUUAAAUUCUACGUGUAUACUAAUGUAAUCUUUUAUGUAAUUAUUUGUAUUUAUCAUUGCGGUUAUUUGUAUUUUAUAUAUAGAUAUAUAUAUAUAGAAUGUCAUUCUAAGUGUAUUUUGUUACCAAUAUAUAUAUAUUAAUAACAAAAUACAGUUAGAAUGAAAUGGCUUUAAAGCCCUUUUAAUGCGGGACGGCAUAGAACGCCGUAACGGUGUUAAGGGGUUAAAAAGCUAUUUAUUAAUGAAGUCCAUUGUAUAGGUAGAUAUUGCACUUCUAGUACCUUAGACGAAUUGUCCUAAAGCAUGUUGAUUACAAUUAUUAUUAUUGCUAUUUAAAUAGUGCCAACAUAUUCCGUAUCGCUUUAUAAUAUUAUAAUGGGGUAAAUUUAACAAUAAAUGAGACAAUUGCAAAAUGUUACAGGAACAACAGGUCAAUGAGGACCCUGCUGAAAUGAGCUAGCAGUCUAGAGGAGGUGAUGAUUUUUAUAUAUGAAAUAUAUGUUCUAUUGUGUAUUUAUGAUAUAGCUAUGUAGUCAUGCAGUCUAAGUUUCAAAUAAAAUAAUCUUUAGCUUUCUCCCUGAAAAGAAAUUGAUAAUAAAAAGCUUAAUAUUUGUAUUGUGCAAAAAGUGAUCAAACAUAUGGAGGUGCAAAAGGUAAGUCCUAUAAUGUAAUAAUGUAAUAAUAUUGAAUAAAAGCCUAUUGCAAACUUCCAUUUUUGUAAUAAAAAUGUUUUCAUAUCUCAAGGUGUGUGUAUAUAAUCUUCGUUAAUGAAUUAACUACAAAUGACAAACCAUUUCCAUUUUGUUUACUUCAAAUAUUGAAACCCAACCGAGAAAAAAGAUAACAGUGUUCUUAUGUACCUAUGCCCCAUUUUUUGAUUGUGGGACGUAUUUGUAGAUUGUAUCAUAUGUAAAAGGUAAGCAGAAACUGACUGAUUCAAUUAACUGAUAAAAUCUAUUACCACAAUGCCCAACAAAUCAGUAAAGAACAUGAACAUAUAAUCAUGUCUCAACCAACUAUUGUACAAUUUCAAUUUGUCAUUCUGUAUUAAGUAUACGGUGAGUACCAUAUUUGAAGAUUCAGUGAUGAUAACGUAAUUAAAUCAAUUUCAAUUAUUCUUUAAUGUCAGGAAGACAAACCUAUGUUUAAAUACUUUCUUUAUUUAUUAAUUUACUCCUUUAUACGCAACUGACUUCAUUAUAAACAUGUUAGAAAUGUAUUUUAAAAGGAAAUGCUGUAUACAUUUUUUUAAAUCUGACUAUGUGGUUAUCUGUCUGUGUAUGUGCCUAUCUGUCUCUUUCUUGAGAGCAAUACUCAGGAGGACUUAUAUAUAAAUGCUAUAUAGAGCAGUUCAGAAUGUUUGUAAAUAAUAGGCACCAAGAUACUUCCGGGUGGAAGAACGAGAGCGGCUGAACUGUACUUUGAAAACAUUGAGUCCUGAAGCUGCACCAUCCCACAGACCAAGCCAACCAGGAUCCAAUGAGGUUGCCUCUCCAGUCAAUGAUGGCUGCACCAUCUGACCUUGCAGUACCUUGCACCAUCUCUAUUCUGAGAGAGAUUCCCCUUGUGUCCCGAUAUUUCCACUAGUGAUGACCACCAAAUGCCUCCACAGCAUGUAAUUACCUCCAGAAUCAAACAAUCAAGCAGCUGUCCAUCAGCACGAAGGACAGAUCCAGGAAAACACAAAAACAAAAAUGCAACCACCACCCAGUGCGAUCAGUGCCUCCACGAAACCGACUGUCUCCGUGCCCGAAACAAAACCACAAAUGGGCCAAAGUACACUCACACACAGCACCGCACCAAACAAAAUUCGGUGCAAACUGCCCAAAAAGAGAAUGCUGUCUAUCACUCUAACUUCACCUGAGGUAGAUCGAUCAUCAGCUGGGCAUAAAACACUGCCUCUCCCUGCCCAAAAAGAGAACACACAUGGUACACAUCUGUGGGCUGAGAGAUAUACACUGUCACGAUUCGCACUGUGCCAUCCAGACAGCCAGGUGUGGUUGACCCACAGGUGCCAGACAGGGGAUUUGAACCUGGACUCUUCUGUAUCCUAAGACAUCUUCCCUGCAUCUGAGCAACUUCAGAACUUCUGGUUUUAGCCCUGUUUACCUGGUAUUGUCGGCAUCGCUGGAGGCUUGGCUUCACCUGUGGUUGCUGUCUAUCACUCUAACUUCACCUGAGGCAGAUCGAUCAUUAGCUGGGCAUAAAACACUGCCCCUCCCAUAGAACAUUGUCAGUUUCUUGUUUCCUGUUCCUGUUGCUUAAAGACUGACUUGGCUUGUGACCCCUGUUUCUGGAUCUUCGUUAUUGCCUGUUCGCUGCCUGCCCUGACCUUUGGAACCAUGUCUGGCUACUCUUCUGGAUUUGCCCUUGUCUGUACUGCGAAUUGGAACACCUUUCAUGCACAGCCCCCAUGAACAGAUUCACAGUCCUGGUGGUUUCUAACCUUAUCACUGUGUAUAUCAGCAAGAGUGAGCACAAAUCUCUGCCUACCAGACUCCCAACUAAG
This is a messenger RNA of Pelobates cultripes (western spadefoot toad), 11375 nucleotides long. The record is from the annotation of a GenBank genome assembly. Lineage: Eukaryota; Metazoa; Chordata; Amphibia; Anura; Pelobatidae.